AUGGUCGUCACCACACCAACUUAUCACAUCAUCUCGAGGGUGCCGCCGCCUCCUCAAGGGCCGCUCAAACUGGGCACUGUCAUAGACAGCCUAGAAGAGCUCAUCCCGCUGAGUGAUAGCCUGGAUGUUGAAGGCUCUCGCGUAACCCAAUUUCGCGAGGAAGAUUUUGAAGUCAAUCGGGCACAGAUCCUCAAGGGAGCAGGUGGAGUUGGCUUCAAGGUGCUUGGUAUGCCAGUGGGCAUUGACAUAUCUGGUGGCGGCGAUACCGCAGUCAACGACACUUACAAGUUCAAAGAACUUGACACCGUUUCCUUCAACCCCACUCCCGAUGACUACCAGAAGGCCGUCGCUGCAUCCCAGCUGCAAGACUACCUCGAAGAUUCGGGAUAUACGCCAGUGUAUAUUGUCACAGGCAUGAAGAUCGGCCACAGGCCGGAGGUGACGCUUAGAAGGGGUAAUCAAGUCAAUGGAACGUUCACUAUCGGCAUCAGCGAUGGGAACGCAACCCUCGGCACCAACGCGAACGCAUCCUCAUCGAGCAAUAUCGUUCAGGGAUCCAAAAGCUCUCCAGACAGCAUCGUGUUUGCGAUCAGGGUGAGGAAGUUAUCUUUCACCAAGCGCUACUACAUCUGGGGGCCGAGGAAACUGCGCAAUGAUCCCUACAAUUGCAGUGCUGAGCUGGUAGGUGUGGGCCGGGAGGCGGAUAAGAGUAGCGAACCUGCUAUUUUUGACGUGAAGGAGAUGGAUCUUGACGAAGAGAUCUUGGGCCGGGCUACGCAAGAGCGUGGUAAUUCUCAAGAGGGACGAUUUAUACUUGUGCUUUGA
This is a messenger RNA of Fusarium vanettenii 77-13-4, 825 nucleotides long. RefSeq lists its product as uncharacterized. The transcript has a single exon. Bases 1 to 825 code for a protein of 274 amino acids. The record is from RefSeq and is a predicted model, not a curated record. Lineage: Eukaryota; Fungi; Ascomycota; Sordariomycetes; Hypocreales; Nectriaceae.